UCGCUCCAAACUCGUGAUCUAUGAAACGAUUCCUCUUCACUACAAACAUUGCAAAGUCUUAGGCCAUGCGACUUCCGGAUGCAAAGCUAUGUCCCCCGCAUCCGUGGAGAUAGAGAGAAGGACUGCCGAUGUUGUGGUUGUAGGUAAUCAAGUUCGAGCUAGCAUGGUUGCCGGGCUUGGGCCGUCUGUUACAGUCGUUGCUCGUGAUCAAGCCGAGAGAUAUGACCCCAUGCAUUUUGAGUUUGCUAGAAAUUCUGCUGGUUGGGAAAUAGUUAGGAGAAAGGGCGGAGGGUCGACCCAAUCUAUUAUAGAUCAGAGUUGCUAUCGCCGAGCCGGCCGGAUUGAUACUGCUGCUUCGGUGCGGAAUGGGUCCCGAAAUGUUCGACCAGAAAAGCUAAGGCAAGCUGGUGGUGGUGCAUUAUGUGACAUUGAGGAGGGCCGGGGGUGGCUAGGUAGCCCAUCUACUGGGGCUGCUAGUCAUAGUGUCCCGAUUACCCUUGAGAGAAUGGAAGAGGUCCUUGGCGUGGCGAUUAUUGAUGAGCUGGUACCUUCUAUUGCUCGGAGGGCUACCCAUCCGCCUAGUAGAGGAGUUGGUCGGGACGGGGUUUCUAAGAGGGUGACCACUAAGAGUGGGGAUGUGACAACUAGAGGUGGCGAUAGGCGAGUGCCCACCACCCAAUCUCUUGUAUGUUAA
Molecule: messenger RNA, 694 nt
Organism: Dovyalis caffra
Lineage: Eukaryota; Viridiplantae; Streptophyta; Magnoliopsida; Malpighiales; Salicaceae
Source: the annotation of a GenBank genome assembly